Messenger RNA from Gadus morhua (Atlantic cod), 3500 nucleotides. RefSeq names its product anoctamin-1. The record is from RefSeq and is a predicted model, not a curated record. Lineage: Eukaryota; Metazoa; Chordata; Actinopteri; Gadiformes; Gadidae.
GUAUAAGGACUACAGAGAGCCCCCCUGGUCCAUAGAGGCCUACCAGUUCUCCAAACAGUACUGGUGCGUCCUGGCAGCGAGGUUGGCCUUCGUCAUACUGUUCCAGAACCUGGUGAUGUUCCUCAGCCUGCUGGUGGCCUGGCUCAUCCCCGACGUUCCCAAGCCCAUCGUGGAGCAGCUGAAGCGGGAGAAGACCCUCCUGGUGGACGUCUUCCUCCGCGAGGAGAAGGAGAAGUACCAGCUCAUCCACAGCCUCUUCGCCACCGGGCCCCCGGGGCUGCUCCCGCUGGCCCCGCCCGGCGCUGCCCUCUCCCCCCUGCACCACCGGCCCCCCGCCGGCCCCCAGGAGCCCGGCGGCCGCUACAGCACCCUGCCCUCGGCGACCCAGGCCCGGGACGCCAGCCGGGAGCCCCAGCCCAGGGCCCGAUGCAGGGCCUCCAGCUUCAGCCAGUUCGGCCGACAGACUGCCACGCCCGCCGCCGCCGCCGCCGCCGCCGCCGGGGUCACGUCCAAACACACCGCCGUGUGACGCGAGCGCACACACACACACACACACGCACACCUGGAUGCAUCCUGGGGUUUCUGUGUGCGUGUGUUUAAGGUUGGGAGCGUGUGUGUCAGGGUGCGAAUGGGUCUCUGUGUGCAUGUGUGGUGUGCGCGCAUCUUUUAUCGUGAUUAAUGUCCAACAUGAAUGUGUGUGUGUGUGUGUGUAUUUUGAGUGUGUAUGCAUUUAUAUGUAUCGCGGAUGUGUGUGCGUGUGUGUUUGAAUGGGUGUUUGAAUUGUGUUGGUGUAUUUAUAUGUACGGGGCUAGUGUGUGUGUGUGUGUGUGUGUGUGUGUGUGUGUGUAUGAAAGUAGGAUUUAGGCAUGAGUGAAUGCACCUUGUUAGGACAAACAUUAUAAGCUAUAAGAGUCAACCUCCCACUGAGAGAGAGAGAGAGCACGAGAGAGAGAGAGAACGAGAGAGAGAGAAAACGAGAGAGAGUGCGAGAAAGAGAGAGAGACCAAGCUCGCAAACGAGAGAACGAGAGAGAGCGAAAGAGAGACCCCGCUGUGCGUGUGUGUGUGUUAACGUGGGGAAGACGUAAGGAACCCGGGGGUACCGAGGUCUCAGCCUCUCCUCCCAUUGGCUCUGACUGUUCACCCGGCUCCGGACUGUUCUCAUCUGUUUCUGUUCCCUCGCUCCCGCCAGGGGGGGGGGGGGGGGGGGGGGGGGGGGGGGGGGGGGUAACGGCGGCUCCACAGCGUAGAUAAGCAAUAAGCAACACAACCCGAGUUUGAACAAUAGACAAUGGGGACGAAGAAGGAGUGCCGGAGUGUAUAUAUACCGCUGGGCGCCGGAGCGUGAACCUCCCACAUGGGUCCUGUUCCUGUCCCGGGACCGGGGGUUCAUCGAUGGACAAGGGCGGGGGGGGGGGGGGGGGGGUCACCCGCGGGGUCACUGCCUUGCCCAUGGGUACCGGCAGAAGGUGUGACUCUUGUUUUCAGGCAUCUGGUGCGGAUUAGGAUGCGUCGGAACGUCCUUGGAAUUCCGACUUUUCGGAAGAUUUAUCGGAGCAGAUGUUGAUCCCGGGAGCGUCCGGGAACGUCUUGGGGGUCGCGUCCCCCAACUGGAGGCCUCUGUUUUUCCCCCGCAUCCAGGGUCUCGAACCUGGUUUGAGAAUGACGGUCCGUUGAUUAGCGAGACUAUUAGUCGUUAACGAAUGUUAGAACAUAGAAACGGUCUGUUAGUUUGUUUGUGUACCUGAUAAGUACGUUGUAAUUCACGCAUUAUUCAUUACAUUAAUGCAAUUCUUAAUGAACACUGUACCUGCAAUAUAACAGACAUGGGCAAGUAAGCCGCUGAGUGUUUAUGGUGCGAAAACUUCUGUUUCUGAUGGAGAUCUACACUUUUGUUUUGGAAUGGAUGAACUCAGUAAUCCUUGUUUCCCUCCAUACUAUAAUAUCCCUCCAUCUACUCUAAACCACUCGUCCAGGUGGGCUUAUGAUGAUCUGCUUCUCACAUUAUAUAUUAUUAUUAUACGAUAUUUAUAGCUUAUAAGUUCAGCAUUAACUAACUUGCUUGAUUGGAGUCGAGAAUGGAGUGAAUUUAAAGUGCUACUGUUUUUGUAAUUUGAUUGAUCAAGGCCAGUAAUGUAUUUUCCAACUCCGACUCACUCAGUUUCCUGCAGAACGCUUGUUGAAUGUACCAUAGGUCUCAAAGUGUAUGGGGAUGAUUCGGUAGCCUAUCAUCCUCUUAAAAUGCCUCAACAUGGAUACUCCAUAGAUGGUCAUUGUUUUCUAACGUCCAGGCUUGACCAAGACGUACACAAAAGUGUAGAGUAAAGCUUUGUACCUUGGUGUCCUGUUAAAUAUCCAAUUGUCUUGGACCCAGGUGUGUGUUGAGUUUUCGGAUUCAAAGUUGGGUUUUUUAAAGUAAACAUUUGGUCAAGUGUUUUUUCUGCGUAGUGCUAGCUAAAAGCCGCAACAAAUUAAAACAAAGCUUCCUGUAGCCUUCAACAGUCGGAAUGAGGUUUGUGUCGUGAAAUCUGAAUCCUUGACGUGAAGGAUCAGGGAAUUAUACAGCAUUAUGCGUAAAAGCAGCUGCAGACUUGCCGAUUAUUGAGCCUUUUUUACAUUUACGAGUAUUAAUUCAGUCUACGGAAAGAGGAAAAGGCUAAGAAAAUAGAUGGAAAUAUAGAUUGAAAAAAAUAUAUGACUUUAUUUAUUUUGGGCCACUUGGUUGUAAGCCUUAGGAGAGCAUUAAGUCUAGUUGAUGUAUCAUAACGUUUAUUAGGAGGGAGAGGUCUACGUUUUAAAAUAGAGCUAAUUGUGGGUCUUCAGCUAUUUAGAAACAGUCAACAUACAAUUUGUUUUUAUUUUUACGUUUCAUUCAAAUGAUGUACAUCAUUUUUGUUAUUAUCUCAGGUAACUUUUCAUAGGCCCUUUUCAUGUAGGUUCUUCUGACAUAUAUUCUUUACAAGUUUUUUAGCUCAUGCUAAAAGCUAAGCUAACGAUCCGGUCGCAUAAACAACUUGAUCCCCCUAAGUCAAAGGGUGUUUUAAGAAAGAUUUUUCAUGGAUACACUUUUUCAUGGAAUAUAAGAAGGAAAGCAGAUGGAACAGUACAACAAUUACAACUUUUGUGUCUAAUGUUUUCCGCUGGGUAGCUUUUCAGCUAUGAAUACGUCUUAAAGUUUGAAUGUGUAAUGAAGAAUUAGUUACGUUAAACUCAUUGUUAUCACCCUCCCCUUUAUAUAGUGUGGAAAUAAACGAAAGAAUUAAACGUGUAACUGAAAUGAAUGCCAUUGAAUACCGCAGAACAGAGUUCAGACGUUCUCUUAUGUGCUUGACCGAGUGUACUGUACCAACGGUAGGCGAACAGAUCAAGUGACCAGUGGUUGUAAAUAUUAAGUAGACGCUUUAGGGGGGAAAAAAGCAAUAUGUGAAACACAGACUUCUUUGUGUCAUAUGAUGUACUGUAAAACCCUUCAUCUAUAAAAGUAAAUGCGUGUCUAUGAUG